GCGCGACGAGAUAUAAAGCAGCUGGGAAACAAUGCGCCUGUAUCGCGCUCCCGCGCGGAUCCUAGUAGCGGAGCGGACAUGGACUUCGACUCGUACCAGCACUAUUUCUACGACUAUGACUGCGGGGAGGAUUUCUACCGCUCCACGGCGCCCAGCGAGGACAUCUGGAAGAAAUUCGAGCUGGUGCCAUCGCCCCCCACGUCGCCGCCUUGGGGCUCGGGUCCCGACGCCGGGGACCCGGCCCCUGGAAUUGGUCCCCCGGAGCCGUGGCCCGGAGGGGGCGCCGGGGACGAGGCAGAAUCCCGGGGCCACUCGAAAGCUUGGGGCAGGAACUACGCCUCCAUCAUCCGCCGUGACUGCAUGUGGAGCGGCUUCUCGGCUCGGGAACGGCUAGAGAGAGCGGUGAGCGACCGACUCGCCACUGGCGCGCCCCGGGGGAACCCGCCCAAGGUGCCCUCCGCCCCGGACAGCGUUCCCAGCCUCGAAGCCGGCAGCCCGGCGCCCGCUGCCCCCUGUCCGCUGGGCGAGCCCAAGACCCAGGCCUGCUCGGGGUCCGAGAGCCCUAGCGACUCGGAGGGUGAAGAAAUUGAUGUUGUGACAGUGGAGAAGAGACAGUCCUUGGGUGUACGAAAGCCAGUCACCAUCACGGUGCGAGCAGACCCUUUGGACCCCUGCAUGAAACACUUCCACAUCUCCAUCCAUCAGCAGCAACACAACUAUGCUGCCCGUUUUCCUCCAGAAAGCUGUUCCCAAGGAGGGGCUCCAGAGAGAGGUCCCCAAGAGGCUGCAGGGAGAGAUGCUCCAGCAGAGAAGGAAGAUGAGGCCGAUGAAGAGGUUGUGAGCCCCUUGCCUAUAGAAAGCGAGACUCCCCAGUCCGGCUACCCCAAACCUGUCAGUUCUGACACUGAGGACGUGACCAAGAGGAAGAACCACAACUUCCUGGAGCGCAAAAGGCGGAAUGACCUCCGCUCAAGGUUCUUGGCCCUGAGGGACCAGGUGCCCACCCUGGCCAGCUGCUCCAAGGCCCCCAAAGUGGUGAUCCUGAGCAAGGCCUUGGAAUACUUGCAAGCCUUGGUGGGGGCCGAGAAGAGGAUGGCUACGGAGAAAAGGCAGCUCCGAUGCCGGCAGCAGCAACUGCAGAAAAGAAUUGCGUACCUCAGUGGCUACUAACUGACCAAAAAGCCUGACUGCUGUCUUAUAAAAACCCAAGUUUAUUUUUUAACCUUCCCUCUCCCCCUUAGUAAUUUGCACAUUUUGGUUACGGUGAGACAGUCUGGACAGUAGAUCCCAGAAUGCUUUGCAGCCAGUGCACACACAAUAAGGGCUUGCAUUCUUGGAAACCUGGAAACCCAGCUCUCCCUCUUCCCUGACUCACUGGAGCGCUAUAUCUUCUUUGGCGCCCUCGGCCUCUCAGGCAGGCAUCUGACUGAGGAGCCUUGGGGUCUGCCUAGCUCACUAGCUCCGAAGAAAAGCCUGACAGAUGCUAUGCAACAGGUGGUGGACGUUGUCGAGGGCUCCAGGCUGCAUGAAAUCUCACACUCCGGAUGAGCUUUAGGCUGGGAAAGGAUGCUCCCACUGGUGUCUCUGGGGGUGAUGCUAGGACAGCUGGGCCUGGAUAUUCUCCCUGAGGCUCCUUUUUCCAAGAGACACAUGAGCUGUCUUGGGUGAAGACAAGCUCGCAGACUUGAUCAACAUGGACCAUUACCUCACUGUCAGACACUUUAUAGUAGCUGAGGAUUUGGAAAACCUUUAAUAUAUAUAUUAUGAUGUUAGAUGACACCCACUCCCAUCCAAUGCUGCGAACUUGAGAACAUUUAAAGAGCUCGGCCUCUAGAUUCUCUGUCUCAAAGCCUUCUGGGCCCUUUCCUCUGAGGGAGACCAUUCUGUCCUCACAAAGGACUUUUUUGUUUCCUUCUGCCUUUGUUAUGCAAUGGGCUCUACAGCACCCCUUUCCCACAGGCCAGAUAGAUUUCCCCAACACACAGAGAAAUGGGUGCUAAUUUGAGGACUAGGGAAGGCUUGGAGUCCUGGCCGUGAACUUGUUUCCUGCCUAGGUGUAUUCCAUCUUGGCAUCUUUUCUUAAGGCAGAUGUCAGAGAUGUCAGGAGUGAGAACUGUACCACUUUCUCUUUCCCACUUCCCUGUCAUCUCAGUUCCUCACUGAUUAGUUUGAAGUUCUACCAGAACCAUGCAAACCUGUCCUUCUUGUGCAACUCCGAGGAGCUUGCUGGCUCUGUAGCCACCUUUGGGUCCCCUGCCAGCUUGACAUGAGUCAGAUCCCUUUCCCAGAAUCUGGGCCUUACUGAAGUUCUUACUGGGGGAGCUGCUGGGACUCAUCCAGUGCUCUAGAUUGUGGCCUAGCUUUCUGGUGGGUUUUUAAAGGAACUUCCAGGAGCUCUGCUUAGUUGGACCAUGACGGAUUUUGGCCCAGAUGGACUUGGCAUCUCCAAGUGGAUUCCAGGUGCAGCUUCCACUCUUGCAAAGGCACCCAACCCUACAGGUGUCUUGUGGGCAACCUCAGGAGCCCCUAAGCCUAGUUUGGAAGGAGGACCAGUCCCUCCAGAACUCUGCCCAAGAGAGCAGGUGCCUGUUGGCUAUCCAUUUGAAAGUAGGGGAGGGGAGGAUAGUAGAGUGCUAUAUGUGGCUCUGGAAAGUGAGCUGCUACUUCCAAACCUAUUAUGCACAAUGAUCUGUUUCUGGAGUUGCUUCCUGGCCUGAGAACCUCAGUAGAAGUUUGGAGAAAGCCUCUACAUUUUGGAACAUGGUUUUCGGGAGCCAACUAACUUCUGGAACUGUCUUUGGAGAAGAGGUGGGAUGUAGGUUACUGAUGUCUCACCUGAAUAGCUUGUGUUUUAUAAGCUGCUGUUGGGUAUUACGCUGGGAGCAGUUUUUUGUUUUGUUUUGUUUUUUUUUAAUACUGUAUUUUUGUAUGCCUUUUGCAAAGUGGUGUUGUUUUUGUACAAGAAAAAAACUCUUGGGCAAUUCUCCUGUUGCAAGAGUCUGAUUAUUCUGAAAGGCAGGUUUACCUGAAAUUUUGUAUUUAGUUGUGAUUAUUAAUCGACUGAUUUUAAAAUGUUGCCUUCUGGGACAUCUUCUAAUAAAAGAUUUCUCAAACAUGUCAGAGUGGGGGCAGCUUAUGCUAAGCAAGUCCCCCUGAACCAAGGAAGACUAUUUCAGGGUAGCCACAAGGGAGCCAGAGUGUUGCAUUUCUCUAACCACGUUGCUAACCUGUUCAUUCCACUUUGGGUUCCUGAAAUGCCAUUUCAGACGUGUCUAAACAAUGUAGGCUCUGCUCUUGGUGAACAGGAAAUUCUCUUGUGAAUUGCAGAGUGCUGAAUUUGACUUUAGAAGGUUGAAAUUGUGGUUCCACCACUUACUUGUUCUGUGCCUUUUAGCUUUACCUUUCCAAGUCCUAGAUUCUUUGUCUAUAAAAUGGGGAUAAAUGCUACUUCACAGGGGUAUUAAAUGAAGUAGUAGACGAUGAACCACUUUCUAAACUAUAAAGCCUUAUGUUCUUUUGGGUGGUACUUUUCUUACCUUAGUGUACUUUUCUUACUUUAGUGGUGUGAUGACCCUUUGCAGGACCUGUUUUUAAAAAUUCUCUGCGAAUGCGUGAUAUGUGAUUUUUUUUCUUUCUCCCUGGGUUAAUGAAAGAAAAUGAAGCCUCCCUUUUCCUCACAUCAUUCUCAUAAACUUGCUGCAAAUGCAAGAGGGGAGAAUUUAAUAAUAGCUCUUC
This is a messenger RNA of Pteropus alecto (black flying fox), 3735 nucleotides long. It is a transcript of the gene MYCL, whose product is annotated as MYCL proto-oncogene, bHLH transcription factor. The coding region runs from base 79 to 1170 and encodes 363 amino acids. Gene Ontology annotation, biological process: regulation of transcription by RNA polymerase II. Lineage: Eukaryota; Metazoa; Chordata; Mammalia; Chiroptera; Pteropodidae. Gene Ontology annotation, molecular function: RNA polymerase II cis-regulatory region sequence-specific DNA binding; protein dimerization activity; DNA-binding transcription factor activity, RNA polymerase II-specific. The transcript is spliced from 3 exons. The record is from RefSeq and is a predicted model, not a curated record.